Leptosomus discolor (cuckoo roller) is the source of this 924-nucleotide messenger RNA. RefSeq names its product EBNA1 binding protein 2 (gene EBNA1BP2). The record is from RefSeq and is a predicted model, not a curated record. Gene Ontology annotation, cellular component: nucleolus; nuclear periphery; preribosome, large subunit precursor. Gene Ontology annotation, biological process: rRNA processing; ribosomal large subunit biogenesis. Lineage: Eukaryota; Metazoa; Chordata; Aves; Leptosomiformes; Leptosomidae.
AUGGGGGCGGAGACGCGUGCAUGCGGCCGGAAGAGGCGGUGGCAGCAGGGGCAGCAUGGUGCGGGGCCGCUCAGCUGCCCUUCCGACGACUCUUCUCUCUCGGACUCGGACGUCCAGGAGGCCCUCUCGAGGGGCGCGUUGAAGAAGGGGCUCAACGUGGUGCUGGCGGAGCGGCCGAAGCGGCGCAGCGACGCGGACGGCCUCAGGCAGUGCCUGUCCGAAUUCAAGCAGCAGCUAGCUUGGGUGGAAAGGCUGGAUGUGACUUCGGGCCAGGUCAUGGACCCCAGCUUAUAGAGUGCUUCUAACAAAGAUGCUGUUGAUCCUGAGAAUGAUUUCCAGAGAGAGAUGAGCUUUUACCAGCAGGCUCAGGCAGAGGUUCUGGAAGCCCUACCUAGGUUGCAUAAGCUCCAGGUUUCUACUAGAAGGCCAAAUGAUUACUUUGCAGAGAUGGCCAAAUCAGACCAAUAGAUGCAGAAGAUUUGACAGCAGCUUAAGAGUAAACAGGAAGCAAUGGAGAAGUCUGAAAAAGAGAAACAGCUCUGUGCAAUAUGGCAAGAAGGUGAGGAGGAGCUACAAAAGAGGAGAAAAAAAAAAAAAAAGACAUUGAAUGCUGUCAAGAAGUACCAGGAAAGUGUCUCUGACAAGCUGGAUUUAGAUAAAGAGCAGACAUCAUCUCAGGGGAAUAAAAAAGGGUAGUUCAAGAUAAAGAAGGGACCAAAUGCGAAAAGAUGAUACAAGAAUCAGAAGAUUGGUUUUGGUGGGAAGAAGAAGGGCUCAAAGUGGAACACAAUGGAGAGUUUUAAUGACAUAUCCAGCUUCCGGUCAAAAGUGGCUCUCAACAAAGGCCCAGGAAACAGAGGAAAAAAAGCCCUCAAUAAGAGACUUGGAAAGAGAGAAAGGCAGAAGAUGAAGAGCCAAGCGUAG